AUGGCACCCACUACAAUAACCGAUCAUCCGGACGUCUGGAACACAUCAACAUCAACGUCUGCAGCAUCAAUACAAACAACGGUGUCUUCCGGUGUCGCGUACGACCAUGAAGGAGCGAUGAAGUUCAUCAUCGUUACCAUAUUGGUCUAUUCUCUUUUUGGAAUCGUUUCCGUGCUUCUACUGCGGAUUAGAGCCAAGGCUCGAAAAGCUGCUCAUAAAAGUCCGGACUUCUCCGAAAGUGCCGUACACGCCUAUAUCAAGAAGCGGGGAUCGUUAGAGGUGGAAAGCUAUCGGUAUCGACUGCGAUGUGAACAGAAGAAGUGUCUUGGUGAUUACAUGUAUUUCGGUCGAGGCUAUCCUCCAAAAGAAGCAGCGUCUUCAGAAUCUUCCGAACCUAUCGAGUUGAUGCCGCUGAUGAAAAGAACUCCAUCCGACAGACGUUUUCAACAUCCAUUGAAGAUGACUGGAAGAGGGCCCGGAAUUGCUCAAAAAGUCCACAAUGAAGAAACUGCAGCCACAACGACUCUCUGA
Messenger RNA from Lottia gigantea (owl limpet), 531 nucleotides. RefSeq lists its product as hypothetical. The transcript has a single exon. NCBI's taxonomy places the organism in Eukaryota, Metazoa, Mollusca, Gastropoda, Lottiidae. The record is from RefSeq and is a predicted model, not a curated record. The coding region runs from base 1 to 531 and encodes 176 amino acids.